AUUUUGAUCGUCACAACCUGACGAUUGCAGUCUUGAUCACCAGCAAAAGAUCGAUAUAGGCCAUAGGUCAAGCUAGUACUUUUCAGCCAUGUCGAUGAAACGACAGAAGAGCGGCGGUGUCAAGCCGGCGGCACCCAUCGCUACGCAACAACCGAAAUUCUAUAAUGGACCGACUAUCCCCAAACCGAGCGGAAAUAUCGCUCACACCACUGCGGUGACCGCUAAAGGGCCCCCACCGCCUCCCGUGGAUCUGCAAAGCCUCAAAAAGGCCAACGAAAGGAACACUAAGCGGGCACGAAACUCGAGACCGUCCCACGCCCUUCUCAACACGUUCAUCCUCUCCUUGUUGGCCAUCUCCUUCGUCUCGCUUUCCUUCUGCCCAUCACCGGAACAGAUCGACAAGAGCGUCGCCAGGUCUUACUUUAACCUGAACAACCUCAACCCAUUCACCUCUUCCGACCCUGGUGUCCCGGCAUGGGAGCGUCACAUCUGUCAGCCUACAACAGCUUACCGUCGGCAUAUCCUCGAGCCCUACGUCGUACCGCACGUACAGCGCAGGGUCGCUCAUAUCCAGGCUCACCCUAUUGUCAAGGAACACAUUGCCCCGGCUUACCACCAGGUCGAAGUCAAGACCAGGAACCAGAGGAAGGCUGUCUACUACAGGACUCAACGCGUUUAUAACCGUGCCGUCCGACCUUACGUUCCCCAUUUCCACGCUGCAACCAAGAGGCUCACCAAUCGGGCGGAACUCGCAGGCAAUCAAGCCUGGCAGCAGAUCUUGGCCCUGCUCGCUCAGGCGCAGGCACUCGUCUCGCCUUAUCUAGAACACCCCCACGUUAUUCGAGCGCGCAAGACUGCCAACGAUCUCUAUAACCAUCCUACCGUAGCGACCGCUGGCAAGCACGCCAAUCUCGUUUACAAGCGUUCGGUCCCUCACUUCGAAAAGCUCGGCGUUUAUGGUGGACAGAAGAGCUCGCAGAGUUACGCUUGGGCUAGGAAAACUGGUAUUCCCCAGGUCGCCAAGGGUGCGGUCAACGCCUUGGAUGUGGCCGAGAACAAUCUCAAGCAGAUUGUACUGUACUUGACCCAGCUGUUCAACACGCACGUACACCCAGUUCUUCACCCGCAUUACCGUACCCAUGUCGAGCCUCAUGUGAACGCGCUGUCGAAGAACGCCUAUGCCCCGGUUGUACGAAAGCACGCCAACCGUGUCGCUCCGAUCCUCGGGUCUUUGAUCUUGACCCCUUCGCUCAAUGAUAUCCGAAGUGGGCUCAAGGGGCUAUACCACGAUGUCAAGGACAACGUCGAGAGCGUCACCGCGAGCGCAAAGGAUACCACUCAGUCCAUCAAGAGCAACGUCGCUGGGGCCGCUUCUUCCCUUUCCGCUCAGGUAUCGGCUUCUAGCACCGUCGCUCAGGCGGUUGGGGAGAAGGCCACCAAGAGUGCCAAGGCUUCCGCCUCCAGUAUCAACUCGAAGGCCAGGAAGACGGCGGGUCGGGCUACCGCUCAGGCGGCAGCUUCGGCAGUCAGUGCUAGCAAGAAUGUAGAAGAUGCUGUCCGAGCUGGAACCGCUACCGCCAAGGCUUCCGUCGAGGCUGUCGUUAGCAACGCUCAGGCUACCGCUUCCCAGGCUUCUCUCGCAGGACAAUCGGUCGUUUCGGGUGCUUCGGCUUCUGGACAGUCUGUUGCAUCCGCUGCUUCCGCAAGUGUACGAUCCGUUGCCUCGGAGGCGUCCGCCUCUGGGCACUCUGCUGCAUCGAUUGUCUCAGCUUCUGCCCGGUCCGCUGCCUCCGACGCCUCUGCUUCGGCCCAGUCUGGCGCAUCCGCCGCUUCUGCAUCUGCACAGGCCGCCACUGCUUCGGUGAAGUCUGCUGCUGUCGCCGCCUCGGCUUCCGGAGAAUCUGCCGCCUCAGUCGUUUCCGCUUCUGGUCAAUCCGCUGCUUCGGCGAUUUCUGGUACUGGACGUUCCGUCGCCUCGGUCGUUGCUGCUUCGGCCACCUCGGCGGGUAGCGCCGUCUCUCAGGCUGCGACCGACGCCGCCUCGUAUGCCAAAGAGCAGGUCGCCCGUGGAGCUCAAGCCGUAGAGCAAGCUGCUUAUGCGGCCGAAGCAAGUGCUGCUAGCAUCGCCAGCGCGGCGUCUGCUUCUGUUGUCAGCGCAACCGACAACGUCGGCAGUGCGGCCAGCUCCAUGUCUCGAACCGGCGAGAGCUUGGUCUCGCAGGCUUCUGAUACUUUGGCAUCGGCCGGCAGCACCGCCUCGGCAUCUGUCGAAUCAGCCACCAAGCAAGUGCAACCUUCGGUCUCGAGCGCUUCCGCCGAAGCAGUUCGAGCAGCUAGCUCUGCCUCUGCCGCAGCCCAAGCGUCCGCCUCAUCAGUGUCGUCCGCGGGUGCGUCUUAUGUCGCCGGUGUCGGUGAACAGGUCAGGGGAGCAGCGUCGACCGUUUCCGCUUCAGCAGGACAAGCAAGCGCGCAGGUCUCGACCGCCGUUGUCGAUGCUUCCCGUCAAGCUCGCGGAUCCGCCAGCUCUGCUUCAUCUUUGGGAUCCUCAGCGCUCGAUCAAGCUGCCAGUCAGACGGCGAGCGUUGCCGAAGCCAUCAAGGCGACCGCUAGCUCCGCUUCACGAGGAGCUCAAUCCUCCGUGGCCAGCGGGACCGAGUCGGCAAAUUCGCUGAGCGCCUCGAGCCAGCCGACACCGCCUGUGAUCGUGCAAGCCAUACCUGUCGAGGUGGUCGUCCAGGAGCAGAUCAUACAGAGAAGUUCCGAGGAUUCGGAGCGCACUAUCGCUGAUGGCGCUAGGCUUGAAAAGGAGAAUGAAGGAGAUGUUGCCUUUGAGAUUGUCGAGAGUUACUAGAUAGAUAGAGAUAGAGAUUGUCAAGUAAACAAUGAAAGACCUAUACACGGUGUGCCAGGUGGUAUUAUGCAUAUACAUCCUCACAAGCAGGACAGCCGAAACGAUAGUGAUGCCUUUCAUACAAAUUGUGCUUUACAACGGGGCUCUAUAAAAUUGCAACUAGUAUGCUUCGACUGCGGUGCGAACGUCGAAAGAUCCGCUCCCAGCGGCCACAGGAGUUCCCAUCACGAUACUUCCACUUGGACUUCGCAAGUCAUCAAAGU
Molecule: messenger RNA, 3114 nt
Organism: Filobasidium floriforme
Lineage: Eukaryota; Fungi; Basidiomycota; Tremellomycetes; Filobasidiales; Filobasidiaceae
Exons: 4
Coding region: 89-2851 (920 amino acids)
Source: RefSeq, a predicted model, not a curated record